GUAACCCUGUUAUUAAAUUAACUGCUCAUAAUUAAAUAAAACCACUUUUAUUGACAUUUUUAUUUCCCCGCUUCCAUUUUUACACUUGACUUCCAUUCUAGCACGGAUUUUUUUCAGUUUUCCGUAAGUUUUUUUUAAAUAUCAGAAUAAACUGAGAAAUAUCACUGAUUAUCAGAACAGUUUUUUUCAUCCCGUUUUAGUCAAUUCAGAACACAGUUAUUCAGAAGACCUCAAAAGGAUACUUGAUUGACCUGUUACCUUUUCUUUUAGCAGAGCGUAGCAAUGACUAAAGGUAACAUUUCGUCCAUCUUUCCCUCAGAGCCAGCCGACACUUUCAACUCAUUCCACCUAAAAAUCUCCAAAUUUGAUGACUUUGCAAACCCGCCAGUUCCGAAGAAACCACUACUCACAAUUGAAGAGGAGGAUCCGAUCCUUGACCCCAGUCAGUUCCUGGGGACAACAGGUUUAGAGUCACAGAACCAAUCAUCAAAACAGAUACAGAUACCAUCACAGCAAUGUCCGCCAGAAGGUGUGGGUGUGGAAACGUGUCAGAGUUGUCGCAAGGCCAUCAGAGACCAGUAUCUUCUCCACGUGAACGGGAAGGCAUGGCACACUGGGUGUCUGAGGUGCAGUGCCUGUAUGACUCAUUUGGGCAACCAGCAGUCUUGUUUUGUGGGCAAAGACGCGCAGCUAUAUUGCAAAAGUGACUACAGCCGAUACUUUGGAGUGCGAUGUGCCAAGUGCCAGCGGGUAGUGUCCAGCACCGACUGGGUUAGGAGAGCCAAACAAUUAGUGUACCACCUAGCCUGUUUCGCCUGCAACAUCUGCCACCGACAAUUGUCGACUGGUGAGGAGUUCGCGCUACACGAACAUCACGUGCUGUGUCGACAACACUUCAUGGAGCUUCUGGAUAUUCCCCCUGCGGGAGGAGGAGCAAGUGGGGCCAACGGGGCGGGGACGACAAAAGGCGGAAGUUCUUCAGGGGUUCUUGUGCCGUCAUCAUCAUCUACAAGUGGUGCUGGUGGUUGUAGUGGCAAUGGGUCGGAUUCGAACGACAGGGCAGAUUGUAAUUCGAUGAAUGGCGAUGGGCCGGAUGAGCCGAACGGUUGCAAUGACCUGGACUGUGGUGGAUCCCUGGGCAGUCCCCACAGUCACAAGAGCAAGAGGUCCAGAACCACCUUCUCCGAGGACCAACUUAAGGUCCUGCAAGCCAAUUUCAACAUGGACAGCAACCCCGACGGUCAGGACCUGGAGAGAAUUGCCAGUCAGACCGGACUGAGUAAGCGGGUGAUCCAGGUCUGGUUCCAGAACGCCAGAAGUCGCCAGAAGAAACACCUGUCUACAGGUAGUAGCGGUGGCAACCACAUGAAUGGGCAGCAGCAGGGGACAAAUGGGGGAGGCCCGCCCGGUGGUAUGAUGCAAGGAGGAGGCGCAGCGGGGGCAAAUCAGGCGGCGGCAAUGUUUGCAGCCAAUGCGUCCGCUGCGAAGCUUCAUCAUCACGCUCUCACUUUUGUGGGACCAUCUGGAUUUGAUGACGUCAUGUCUCCAAACCCAGUCGGACUCAUGUGAUCACGUGACAGGGUCAUAAUAGCUGCAAAAGUUCAUCAGAAUUGUCUUCCGAAACAGGCCAGCUCCGUUUAUCUAUGCAACUAACUCACCCCUCGUAGUGCUAUUAGCUUUUCCGCUGUCAAUUUAAAAAUCCGAAAACCAUGUUUGGUGUAUACAGUUCAAAAAUCAAAAAUAUUAUUCUUUUCUUGACUUUCAAUUUUGAAUCUGAAUUUUUUGUAAAACACCUUGUU
This is a messenger RNA of Symsagittifera roscoffensis, 1799 nucleotides long. RefSeq names its product LIM/homeobox protein Awh-like. Gene Ontology annotation, biological process: regulation of transcription by RNA polymerase II; neuron differentiation. Gene Ontology annotation, cellular component: nucleus. Lineage: Eukaryota; Metazoa; Xenacoelomorpha; Acoela; Convolutidae. Bases 283 to 1569 code for a protein of 428 amino acids. The record is from RefSeq and is a predicted model, not a curated record. The transcript is spliced from 6 exons. Gene Ontology annotation, molecular function: RNA polymerase II transcription regulatory region sequence-specific DNA binding; DNA-binding transcription factor activity, RNA polymerase II-specific.